AUGCCAGUUCGACUCUGGCUGUGCUUCAUGUUACUCGUAUCAACGGUAACAUACCUCCUCAAACAGCGCCACCGACUCAGCACGCUAAGACUACUAACACUAUGUCUCGUCUUCAUAGGCCUAGAGCAAACCCUGAGCAACGGAGGCCAUGAGCCCCACCUAUCACUCUACCUAGACACCCUCGAAGUGUCCCAAGGCAACCUGAUCCUCAUCCUCACUGUACUCGGCUUGAGCUGCCUAUGACUCCAGAUGGACCAGAGAGAUGAGAUCCCCCACACUGAGCUGAUCAUCGCAGCCACCGUCUUAGGAUCGUGCCUGAUGAUCAUGUCUAAAAACCUCCUAGCACUGUACGUACUGGUAGAGCUACAGAGCUACGGCCUCUACAUCCUAACCACUAUCCACAACAGAUCCUAUGACAGCACACGAGCCGGUCUAGUCUACUUCAUCAUCGGAGGACUAGGCUCGAUCGUGCUACUGCUAGGGAUCUACGUCCUGUACCGGGACACCGGAAGCCUAGAGGUACAGGAGCACACCCUCCUAGAAGCCUACGGUAGCCCAACCAUGGGAUACUGACUAAUCAUCAUAGCCUUCAUGAUCAAGAUGGGACUAGCGCCCUUCCACCAGUGAAGCAUAGCGGUGUACAACUACGCGCCAACGCACAUCACAGCCUACAUCUCGGUCAUCGCCAAGGUGACGCUGGUAGGCUGAACCUACAACCACCUGGGGAACAUACCAACCAGCGCGCUGGUCCUAGUGUACUACCUCAGCCUGCUAGUAGGAGCGCUGAGACCUCUGUACACCAUCAACCUCAAGGUCAUACUAGCCUACAGUGGAGUGCUGAACUUCGGAUACCUCAUGCUGUCGGUACUGACAGGAGACCCAAGCUUCUACGCCUACCUAGUACAGUACAUCAUCACUCAUGUCCUCAUCUUCACCAUCAUCCUAGCAGCAGGACGGUACGUAACCGCAAGAUCGCACUGAUCCCCACUGCUACUGCUAGAGCAGCUAGUGCUACCCAACAAGGGCCUAGCGCUGUGCUUCAUAGUGAGCAUCUUCUCACUCAUAGGCAUACCCCCACUGGCAGGCUUCUACGCCAAGUACCUCAUCCUGACAACAGCGAUGUGGGACAACUACGUCAUGGAAGCUCUCCUACUGGUGGUGACGAGCGGAGUGGCGACCUACUACUACGCUACCAUCAUCAAGAGACUGGCCCUCGGUCUGGUGCAAAGACGCACCAGCACGGUAGGGCUAGAAGGAGGAGUAGCGUACAUCAUAUCAACACUAACACUCAUGGUACUGUGCUGCUCGGCUUACCUACCAUGACUAUCAGAGGGACUGAUCCUACUGAGCACCUAG
This is a messenger RNA of Hemisphaericaspora subhashii, 1356 nucleotides long. The record is from the annotation of a RefSeq genome assembly. Lineage: Eukaryota; Fungi; Ascomycota; Pichiomycetes; Serinales; Debaryomycetaceae.